This is a messenger RNA of Trypanosoma grayi, 1548 nucleotides long. RefSeq lists its product as hypothetical. Lineage: Eukaryota; Euglenozoa; Kinetoplastea; Trypanosomatida; Trypanosomatidae. Bases 1 to 1548 code for a protein of 515 amino acids. The transcript has a single exon. The record is from RefSeq and is a predicted model, not a curated record.
AUGGAUAGUCUGCAGUACCAAAUAGAACAGCUGGUGUAUGCACUGGGGAAUCUGGAUCCGAAUCGUACGCUCACACAGGAGGACGCCUCAAGCCUGCAGCUGGCUCUGGCCAAUACAACGGCUAUUGCCCGCAGUGUGGUGGAGCGGCAGUCCUGCCAUGCUCUGUCUGAGGGAGACACAGCUGCUGCUGCCAGCCCACCGCUUUCCUUCUCUGUGCAAGGGAGGGAAAAGCAGGCGGAGACUCUGACGUCUACAAGUGGAACUUCUGCUGCUGCUGCUGCUAUUGCGGGCAGUGACAAUAGAAGGAAGGAUGCUGCUACCGAUGCCGCGUGCCAGCGAAGGAAUGCUGGCGGCGGUAAGGAUCAAUGCUACGGCGAGACGCUCAGCAGUAUUGCCAAGCUGCACGACGUUUCUAUGGAUGAUAUACGGCAAUAUAACCCGCAGUUGUCUGUCUUUGGAGACAGUGACGUGCUGCCGCCGAAUACAUUCAUCAAAAUGAAGCUUCCCAUAAACCAGUUGACCCCUUAUGACACGCCUUGUAGAAAAGCAAUUCCCAGUACUCCCGUUACCGAGCGGCCGCUGCAGUUAGAAGACAUGGUGUCAGUCGAUAGUCCGUUGCCGCUGGCGCCGCUGCCGAACGUGCAGGAGGCACGCCGGCGCCUUCUUUACAUGGAGGGAAUGCUGUCGAGCCGCGAAAAAAGCAACCAGCGCCGCGAGCCGGUCGCUGAAUGCGCCGACACAGCGAGGGGCCUGCUCCUGCUGCUGCCCUCGCCGUCGCCAAGCCGCCGUUGCCCGUCACAGGACGACACGGUUUGCAGCAAUGGUGCAAGGGAUGAGUUGCACUUUUACUCCCCCACUCCGAAGAAAGGCCCUAACCCCAUCGACAAUGCACCACCACCAGAAGCAGCGGCAGCAGCCACACGGACGCCCGGUAACACGCUGAGGGUUACCAACACCGCGAACAACACCAACUCCGCUGCAUCAUCAGUCGUUCCGACGUCUCUUCUAUCAGGUUCGCGGGUUGCUAAGCCGCCUGUUGCAAGGCCUGCCACUACGGCGGCUGAGCCAAAUAACAAGACGUCGGUAUCACCGACUAACCGGAUUAGUGCGGCCGACGGUGAUAAUUCUUUCACGACCGAAUCUUCCUCUUAUCUCUCAACUCCUACGCCGACACGGUACGUCUCGCCGGAUACGAAGCAGUUGAUGUCCAGCGGUAAGCGUUUGGGCGAAAAGAGGAGUUCAGUGGAGCCAGAGACACCAACACCAGACAAAAUAGGAAAGUCGAUGACAGUUGAAGAUAGCAAUCUGGAAGAUAACCUUUGCAAUAAUUGUGAGGCAUCGCCCAUUGGAGUAUGUGAGCCUUCCAUUUCUCUUGAGGGUGGUGAUGAGUACGACACGCUCAACUCUAUUGCUCUGCAGUACAAUACCACCGUGAAGGACGUACUGCAAUGGAAUCCGUAUUUGAUUGUUUACGAGGUGGAUGAGCCACUUCCAGCAAAUCUCCCCAUUGUUCUGCCACUGCAGAAUCAAGACCCACGAGAGCAGUAG